AAAUAAAUUUGACACUGUUAUUUUAGAUCAUAUGAGUUAAGGUAAGUUUCCAUAUUCUGUAAGGAAAUAUAUUUAUUUCAGUUAUUACUUAGAGUUAUUCAUGUCAUUUUCAUAUGAAUCUAUUCCAAAGACAGGAACUAAAAUGUCUUAAUGACUAUAUUUCUUCAUGAUUUAUGAAAAUAUUUAACAGUAAACAAAGACACAUAAACUGAUAUGCAUCAGUUUAAGCUCACACUGUUUUUCAUUUAACAGCUAAGAAAAGGAAGUAGGUAUGAAGUAAGCGUAACGGAGGCAAUUAUUUUUAUUUUUUGCUUAAAUUUGUUUUACAAAAUACAGUGAAGUAAGUCAGUAAAGACUUAAAAUGCCAUAAGUAUUCCCUCAGUGGGAUAAUAGAAAAGAGGCAGGAUUUCCCAUCCAUCUUAAAGAUUAGACACUUACUGGCUGUAUGAUAAAAACUUGCCUUGCUGCCAAAAACAGAGACAGAAACCAGACCAACAGCAUUACAUGUUUCAUUGUAUCCAGAGGAAUUUCCUCUGCAGGAGCCGAUGGACGUGACUAAUCUCCACUACCAGUUAUUAAAGUUUAUGUGAAAUUACAACCAUGGCUUAGUAUCAUGAUGCUAAUAUUUCUAGUACAAAAAUAGAACCUGUAGUUAUUGUUUGUGUAUAUAAAUUGGGUGAAGAAGAUCUUGAAUUUUGAUGAUUAGUUGCAUGUCAAGGUUUGAAGAUUUAAAAGACAAUUCAAGCUGAAGAACAGAGCAAGAACCCAAAUUGUUUGACUUUAAAAAAUCUGAUAAAUAUCUCAUUUCAUAGUCUCUCAACUGCAAAGCGAAAUAAAAAAUACUUAAUUUAAAGCUCAUCCUCCUUCACGUCUGAUGAAUCGAUCAGUCAAAUAAUUUUGUUUUUCAAAGUUUGUUCCCUCAUUUUUCUUGCAUAGUCAGGCACCCAUUGUGUUAGUUACAUUUUAAUGAACUCUCCCUUUCAAAAUCUGUUUUCUGGAAGGUUUGUUGCAAAAACAUCUUUAGGAGAAUUAAUACAAAUGACAACAGAGCAUGAGAAAGCCAUGAAAGUUGUAGCGUCAGGUCUUGGGACAUGCCCCGGCUGCAAAGCAUGCCCAGUGGUUUCAGGGUAAGCUUCUUCCUCGAUAAUUAUCAAAAACUCCACAGAAGUCACAAUGCGUUUGCUUCCUGGUUUGGCCAGAACCAAACCCAUUUACUGUAACUUUAUCUGAGGAAUGAGACGUGUGAAAAGAAAGCGUCUAGUCAAAGUGUUGAGUGAUAAUCAACAUGUUUAAAGGCAAGAAAAAAUAAACAGAAUAACUGAAAAUAAAAGUAAAUGCAAAUGAAGAACAACCAGCUUUUGACGGACCAUUCUUGCUGUACAUGCAGAGACUGAUCAACUUUACAGUAACAAAUAAUUGCAUAGUCAUGAUGUUAAACACUGAGCCAAAUUACUAGUAUGUCGGCUUUGACAGACAAAAAUAUCCACCUCCUAAAGGCAGGGUCCUCCCUUUUAAGUAACAUGAAGUGUAAUCGACCUGUGGUACAAAAGGAAGAGCGCAACAUGCAAACGACACACAGAGAACAUAGCUCAGAUUUUUUACGGCUUGAGACUCCGUUGGGAUUUUAGAAACAAGAGAACCAGUCAGAAUGCUUUUGGUUGCCGUCUUUGUUCUGCUUGCGGCUUCCGCUGCGGCCGAUCUCAGGCCACACUACUCGUUCUCCUCACCCGUUGGGUCAGGAAGUGGGAGCUCCUACGUGAUCACCGGAGAGGGAAGGAUCACCGCUGUGAGAGUUUGGGAAUAUUAUUCCAAUUACAUCCGAGGCAUCCAGUUCCGGUACGGAUACCUCUGGUCUCCAGUUGUUGGCUACACAUACGGUACUACUCAGGAACUUGAGCUGUACGACGGAGAAGCCAUCAUCCAGAUUUCUGGGAAGUAUUCCCACUACCUGCAGUCCAUCGUCUUCACAACUAACCGGGGCCGCUUCCUGUCUGUGGGUCAGCCGUCUGGCACGUCCUUCAACAUGUACCCGGAGCACCCCGAGGCCGAGCUGAUCUUCAUCAGCGGCCGGAGGAGCAGCGGCCUCACCUCCUUUGGAGCCCACUGGGCCAUCGUUGAUCCGUCCUUGAGCCCAACCAACAGCUCCUCUGGACAUUAAGAUGGAGAGCAGACGACAGAUGUUAUAACCUGCAGUCUAAUUUGCAGCUCUUUUACUACACUGAUUAAAUUGUAAAUCUAGUAAGUUUUUUGUUUUUUAAUCAAGUUACAAAUCAGUAAUAAAGAAAAGAUCAAUCUACAACUUUUGCUUUCGUUUCUCUGAAGUCACAGCCAUUAAAAUGCUGUUUUGUUGUGAACUUAACAUCAUUAUUUGCCAAGAAAAUGGGUUGUAAUAUUCAGAAAUAAAUAUUUUUUCUCAUUGGU
This is a messenger RNA of Poecilia latipinna (sailfin molly), 2421 nucleotides long. Its product is annotated as zymogen granule membrane protein 16-like. The transcript is spliced from 5 exons. Lineage: Eukaryota; Metazoa; Chordata; Actinopteri; Cyprinodontiformes; Poeciliidae. The record is from RefSeq and is a predicted model, not a curated record. Bases 1649 to 2158 code for a protein of 169 amino acids.